AUUCCGUACAAUCUUCGCGAUGGAUUCACAAAUAGAUACAGAGUCACAGAAAAGCUCUGCUCCCAAACGUAGUCACAGGACUCUUUUAUUAUCUGUAUUAGCUGUUAUUGUAGUUAUAGCCCUUGGCGUUGGAAUAUAUUAUAUAGUGAGUGAUUUCAAUGGCAGCACAAAGCAUGCUGAAAUUGAAGAGGAAGUAUCACCAGAGACUGAAAAAUGGGUUAAUAAUGAAGAGAUUAAAAUAUUUCGAAAAUAUUUGAGAUUUCCAACCGUGUCUCUUGACAGUGACUUUGGACCAUGUGUCAAUUUUUUGAAGGAACUUGCAAAUGAUUUGGAUCUCGAAGUAUCUGUACUAUAUCCAGUGAACGACAAAAAUCCCGUUGUGAUAAUGACAUGGAAAGGAUCACAGCCAGAGUUGCCAUCAAUUUUAUUGAAUUCACACAUAGACGUUGUACCGGUUGCCGUGGAAUUUUGGACCUAUCCACCUUUUUCAGCCAAAAUUGAUGAAUCUGGAAACAUUUACGCUCGAGGUGCCCAAGAUAUGAAACCAGUGGGUAUGCAAUAUCUGGGUGCAAUUCGAGCAUUGAAACGCAAAGGAAUUAAUCAACUGAAACGCACAAUCCAUUUGACUUAUGUUCCCGACGAGGAAACCGGAGGAGAGUUUGGUAUGGCACCAUUUGUCCAAAGUGAUCGUUUCAAGAAAUUAAACAUUGGGGUUGCCCUUGAUGAAGGUUAUCCAUCAGAAAAUGAAAAUUUGGAGGUAUUUUUUGCAGAGAAACCAGACUGGGCUGUAACUGUCACCUCUAAUGGGCAUUCAGGGCAUGCAUCAAUCCUUUUUGAUGACACGGCAGGCGAAAAGUUAAAUUAUGUCAUCAGCAAAUUCAUGGAAUUACGUAAAAAUGAGAAAACCAAAUGGAAGGAACAUAAGUAUCCGUAUGGAAACGUUACUUCUAUCAAUUUAACUAUCCUAAAUGGUGGUCUAAGAGGUAACAUUGUUCCACCUCAAAUGACUGCUUACUUUGAUUUACGGUUAGCUAUCGAUACCGACUGGGAUCAGCUGGAACAAAUGAUUAGAGGUUGGGUGAAAGAAGCUGGCAAUGAUGUUACAGUUGAUAUUGUGAAAGGUGUUAAGGCUCCGGCAACGCCAGUCGACGACUCAAACCCAUAUUGGACUGCUUUUAAAAAAGCUACCGAUGAACUAAAAUUAAAUGUCACUCCGACAGUAUUCCGUGCCGUAACGGACAGUAGAUACAUUCGCAUGUUGGGCCUCCCGGUACUAGGAUUUUCGCCACUUAUGAACACAUCGCCCAAACUACAUGAACACAAUGAAUACGUCAAUGCGGAGGCGUAUUUAAAAGGAAUUCCGAUCUACGAGAAAAUAAUCGAAAAGAUAGCGAAUGUUUAGAAGAGGCGAGAGCAAGAAUGAAGUCCUUAAAUCAACAGUUCGCACAUCAAAACAGUGUCAAUAUGACGACCACAUAGUGAUUCGGUACAAAAUAUAAUAAAUUUCAAUAUGAUUCGUACAUUCUUUCACAAACACGACUUAAAUCAAUGACUUUUUAUGAGUGGUUUUUGUUUACUUUUGUUCCCUUUUCCAAUUGUAAUUGUGAUAAAUUUAGGAAUCUUAAAGCUCAACUGCAUUUGCUUUCCAAUUUAAACAAUGAAGCUAAGAAUACAAUUAUAAAAAAUCUAUUUAAAAUGAUUGCAGCUUUUUUUUUUUGAAGAUUCGCCAAUGGGUGAAAGAGGCCCCAGGUGCAGAAAAUAUUACAAUCAGUUCAAUUAUACAUUUCAAGUGAAAGGAGAAAAGGAGAGAAUAACUACCACUGAUGAGACAAAUCUGUAUUGGGUUGAACUAUUAGUAUGAACAUAAUUGACGAAGUUUGAACAUUUCACAUCAUUUCAUUAGUUUCAGUGAUAUUCAAUAUGCACCAGCCAUUCGCUUAGGUGCAUCAGACAGCAGAUUUGUUCGCAAAAUUGGUAUUGCUUCGUUUGUAUUGCUUUUUCACCGAUGCCUAACACCAAAGGGAUAGACACCAUUAGAAAACUAGUGAAAUAUUAGUAAAAUUAGCAAAAAAAUAUGAAAUAUUAGAGGAAAUACAGCUGCCCAUUUGAAAUAUAUUGGUUCAAUGCAUUUCAAAUGGAGAUUUUUACCUCCAUAAGAAAUGUAUUGAAACAAUGUAAAUCAAAUGGCAAUUUUAUUUUUGCUGAUUUUUGAAUAUUUGUAAACAAAUUCUACAUCUAAAAUACAUUGUUCCUGUGUAAUUCUUAUGCGAGAGCGUUUCCCAUAAGAGAUACACAGCACCAUACACUUCUUAUGCACACAGUACCGUUAAUCUACAGCGGCGCUCUUUCAUAAGUAAUAUACAGUGCUGUGUAUUCCUUAUGGGCAACGCUCUCGCAUAAGAAUUACAUAGGAACAAUGUACAUCAGAUGUAGAAUUUGUUUACAAACACUUUGUGUGUUCACCAAAAUCACCAAAAAUAAAAUUGCCAUUUGAUUUACAUUGUUUCAAUACAUAUCUUAUGGAGAUACAAAUCUCUAUUUAAAAUGCAUUAGACAGUGUGUUUCUUAUGGAAAAUAGCAAAGUAGAAAAAAUUAGCGAAAUUAGCACGAAAAUAGAAUAUUAGCAUUGGUGUCCAUCCCCUUGCCUAACACAGGGUAUACAAUUCAAAGGGUAUUGACGUUUACAAAGAAAAUAAUCACCAAUUUGGGAAACGAAAUUAAUUCGUUUUAAUUUCAAUGAAGCUGUAUCAUCUUGAAACGUGUUGACGCUUAAAAACGACAUUGAGUUCAUUAUACACAAUCUAAUAUUGGGUAUUGUUGAUUAUUUAAGAUUGCGAUUUAAUCUAAUACGUAGUUUGAACUUCAUCAUUGAUUAUUUGCAAUUCAAAAGUUUAACAUUUUAUUUGUAUCAUUCCGAGUAGCGCUGUUGUCAUUCAUUGCAAUGUAAGACUGAAGAAAACUACGAAAUGAAAAUAGAAUGAAUAGAAUAAUUUUAAGAGCAAAAUUGUUGUUGUUAGCGAUUAAAUACGGCGCGUAGUCGUUGCAUUAAUCGUUUGAACAUUAUCUUUAUGCCGAAACAGACCAACUAAUAUUGUCACUGCGAAAUAAUCAAAGCAGAUUAAAAAAUGGCAUUUAUUUGUUACUUGAAAAAUACAGCCAAAAGAAUGUCUCUCAUGGAAAUAAAUCCUAUUCUACAGGCGUUAUUUUCAUAUUUAGGUUGUUUUCCGGAUAUAUUUUUGGAACCACAUCUUCUAACGAUUUGCCAUAAAUAGUUCAAUCGUUGACAGUUUGUAGCGAACACAUUGUUACAUCGGUCAAAAAUGCUCGUCUAGUUAACUGACACAAUGCACCAUUGAAAAUAAACGGAGUUUGAUACAAGUUCAUUUAAAAGUUAGGUCAAAAUACCAUUGAAACAUCUAUGUUAAAUUGAUUUUUUGAAAUUUUGAAUUUCGAAAUAAGUCACAUCAAGUAUUAACACUUGUACACGCACAUAUUUUAAAACCUUACUCCACGCACAUGGUGCCUGACCAGACCCCUAAACAUUUACAUGCAUUUGUAUGGGAAUAAGUGAUGCAUGCCAUCUCAUUGUUAACGGAACUGAUAAGAGAUAAGUGAUAUAUGUCUUCAGCAAAGUUGUCGAGCAGGUCAAGUACUACAAUUUUUUCAAAGACAAUAUCUUCUUAUCUCUUAUCAGUUCCGCGAAAAACGAUAAGAAAGAAUCGCGUUUUUUCGCGAAACUGAUAAGAGAUAACGGCUUGGUAUCUUCGGUAAAGUUGUAAUUGUCCAGAUCCCCUACAAAUUUUCGGAGGGCAGAUAUCGCUUAUCUCUUAUCAGUUACGUAAAAUACGCAGAUAACCUCAAAAAAGCCGCGAGAUAAAAGCGUUUUUCCAUAUCGUUUUUCACGUAACCGAUAAGAGAUAAGGGAUAUGUGUUUUCAGCAAAUUUCUAAAGCAGGUUGAGUUCUAUAAUUUUAUUCAUGCUACAUUUCAAUAUCUCUUAUCAGUUACGCGUAAAAUUGUGAAAAACACGAGUUAUCAUUUUUUUUAUCAUUCAUCAUUUUUCGCGAAACUGAUAAGAGAUAAGGAGAUAGUAUCUUCACAAAAAGUAUAGUACUUGACCUGGUCUACAACUUUGCUGCAGACAGAUAUCAUUUAUCUCUUAUCAGUGCCGUAAAUAAUGAGAAGGGGAAUUUUCGCGAUUUUUCGCGUUUUUCGCGAUUUUCGCGUAUUCCGCGGAAUUGAUUAGUGGGCGAGGGUCAGGUCGGUAACGUUACAAUUCGCACACCUAUUUCGCCCAUAUCUCUGAAAAUAAUAAUGAAAACCCAAAAUUUCAAAAGUGCAUAUGAUAGUGCUGCCCAUACCACACAUUUCAAAGAAAAGUUUUUAUUUUUAUCACCUAUAGUAUUGGACUUAUGAGCGAUUAAAGGCGUCGGUAACGUUACAAAAUUUUGGAAGUGAUUUGCGAGGUUGCUCAACGUUUUUAUGAAAAUUAGCGAAUCUACCCAGGCAUAAAUCUGUUGUCACUCAUUAUAUCGUAGAUGAAGGAUCAAAGAAAAGAUAGAAAUACAGGGUGUGCAUGAAAAACUGUUUUGGUGGUCUCUGGACCCAGUAGGCGUAGAAUCGGUAACGUUACAAAAAAAAUCGGUAACGUUACACGUGCGAUUUGAGUGCUCCAACCAGAAAAAAAAACCAGAAAAGAAAAUAAAAAUCAUAUUUUCUCGAAUUUAUUAUUAAAGUUUUGGCCCAUUUCUACAAAAAUAUGUAAAGGUUCUUGUAGUUUUGUAAAAGCAUAGUAGAAAUCUUGUGCUUUCAAAAAACGGUCGGUAGCGUUACAAAAAUCGGAAAAAAAUCGAAAAUUUGUAGAUUUUCAUAUGAAAAAAUUAUCCGAAUUGGAUAAAAUUUUCAGAGAAUAUAAGUUUUAUGAAAUAAUUAAGCUAUGCAAAAAUUCAUUGCGAUCGAACGACGUUAAUAUACUUUUUUGCUCCUUAGAAACAUU
Molecule: messenger RNA, 4995 nt
Organism: Sitodiplosis mosellana (orange wheat blossom midge)
Lineage: Eukaryota; Metazoa; Arthropoda; Insecta; Diptera; Cecidomyiidae
Product: aminoacylase-1-like
Exons: 7
Coding region: 20-1402 (460 amino acids)
Biological process (GO): amino acid metabolic process
Cellular component (GO): cytoplasm
Molecular function (GO): aminoacylase activity
Source: RefSeq, a predicted model, not a curated record